GGACCGAUGAGGAGAGAUGUCAAGUGAGAACCACGGAACAGUGAAGGGGGACACUGCUUUGGUGAUGUCUCCAACAGGCUCUGCCACACAGGGGUCUCCGGUCUCACCUUCAACUAGCAAGCCCAUGCGAGAGUUGCCAGACGAGCUCGUCCAGGCCGGCUGGUCGAAAUGCUGGAGCAAGCGGGAGAAUCGGCCCUACUGGUUCAACCGCUUCACCAAUCAGUCGAUGUGGGAGAUGCCAGUCCUGGGGCAGCAUGAUGUCAUUUCCGACCCGCUGGGUUUGAAUGCUGCCUCGGUGGAGGGGGCAGGUGACGCCGGCGUGGGCAACGGGCAGCGCAAGAGACGCCUGUCGGAGGAGGCCGCCCAGGGUGGUCUUAACAGCUUCAAGAGGCCCAAGAUUGAGAUUGGUAUACCUGUAACCCCAACAACCCCCACAGUGCCCAUCUCACCCGUUACCCCCAGGGCAAAGCCGUGGAACUCUACCACUGGCACAGAGAACAAGCCAGGUCAGCCGGCAUCGGCCCUAUACCGUCCCACCAUAAUAUACUGGGACCUGGACAUUCAGACUAACGCAGUGAUCAGAGAGCGAGCCCCCGCCAACCAUCUACCUCCCCACCCGGAGAUUGAGCUCCAACGCGCCCAGCUCACCACCAAGCUACGACAGCACUACCAAGAGCUCUGCUACCAACGAGAAGGUAUCGAGCCCCCACGGGAGUCUUUCAACCGCUGGCUGCUGGAGCGCAAGGUGCUGGACAAAGGGCCUGACCCCCUACUGCCCAGCGAUUGUGACCCCAUCAUCUCCCGGUCCAUGUUCAGAGAGGUCAUGAACGACAUACCCAUCAGGUUGUCCCACAUCAAGUACAAAGAGGAGGCCCGAAAGCUCUUAUUCAAAUACGCUGAAGCUGCCAAGAAAAUGAUUGACUCGAGAAACGCCACACCAGACAGCCGGAAGGUUGUGAAAUGGAAUGCGGAGGACACCAUGAACUGGCUACGGAGAGACCACUCAGCCAGUAAAGAAGACUACAUGGAUCGUCUGGAGCACUUGCGGAAACAGUGUGGUCCCCAUGUAACGGCAGUAGCCAAAGACUCCGUGGAGGGAAUUUGUACAAAGAUCUACCACAUCUCAGUAGAGUAUGUGCGACGUAUUCGCCAGGCCCACCAGACCCUGCUGAAGGACUGUAACAUCACGGACCCAGAGGCAGCCAAGGUGCAGGACAGGCUGGUAUACUGCUACCCCGUCCGGCUGGCCCUGCCCUCACCAAACCAGCCCCGCGUUGAGCUGCACUUUGAGAAUGACAUCUCCUGCCUACGCUACAAGGGAGAGAUGGUCAAGGUCAACCGCGGCUACUUCGCCAAGCUGGAGCUCUUAUACCGAUACAGCUGCAUCGAUGAUCCCAGGUUCGAAAAGUUCCUGUCACGAAUAUGGUGCCUUAUCAAGAGAUACCAGGUGAUGUUUGGCGCUGGGGUGAAUGAGGGGAUGGGCUUACAGGGGGCCCUCCCUGUGCCUGUCUUCGAGGUACUCAACAAACAGUUUGGGGUGAGCUUUGAGUGUUUCGCCUCGCCGCUCAACUCCUACUUCAAGCAGUUCUGCUCGGCUUUCCCUGACACCGACGGCUUCUUUGGGUCCAGGGGGCCCUUCCUGAACUUCUCACCGGCUAGUGGCUCCUUCGAGGCCAACCCUCCCUUCUGUGAGGAGCUGAUGGAUGCCAUGGUGACACACUUUGAGGAACUACUGGAGAAGUCCAGUGAGCCCCUGUCCUUCAUCAUCUUUGUCCCGGAGUGGCGAGAUCCGCUGACCCCGGCCCUCAACCGCAUGGAGACCAGCGCCUUCCUCCGCCAUCAUAUGUCGGUGCCCGCCUUUGAGCACGAGUACCGCAGCGGCUCGCAGCACAUCUGCAAGAAGGAGGAGAUGUACUACAAGGCAGUUCACGGCACGGUGAUCAUCUUCCUGCAAAAUGACGCCGGCUUCACUAAGUGGGAGCCCACGCCGGAGCGCAUCCAGGAGCUGCUGGCAGCCUAUCAGGUCUCCCAGCGAACAUUCGGCUCCCCAGUUCCCUCCUCCACCUCCUCUGCGCCCACUAUGCCCUCCCCAGCCAGUGCAGGGUUGUCGGGCAACAAAGACUCUACUGCCGCCAAGACGGGACUUGAGCGAUCGGCCAGUUUGGACACAUCACCCGCUAGCCAGGAAAACAGCAGUAGUUCUUGUAGUCCUCUGGAAAAUACUACACCACCUUCCGAGGCAGCCAGCCUUUAAAAGCAAGGGAGGGGACAUGGGUGAGAGUAAGGUGCGUUUUGGGGAUGGGGACCCUACAACUGGUGCUGAGAGAGUGUGGGGUGAGGAUUUGGCCCUGGACUACUCAGGGGCUUGGGUAGCCUACGAAGGAGGGCCUCUCCCCCAAAAUAGGUUUACUUUCUCUGCCUCGACUAUUUAAUAUUAGUUCUAGGUUUUUAUGAUUCUGGUCGUUAUUUACUAUAGUAUCUCUCGUUGCUUUUUAUCAAUAUAGCUAGUGGUAGCGGUUUACUAGGAUUUAUUUUUCCAUCAUUGUUGCUGUCAUUGUCAGUAAUUAUUGGGUAAUUCUAUACCUUGUUCAUUGGCCUUUUGCCGCAGUGUGCGUACAAAAUGGGACCCUGAGAAUAGGGUGCCAUUUGGGACAUACAUUGUGAUCUGCUCCCGGACAGCAGGAUUUCGUUGUCGGUUUUGACGUGUGGAUUUAAAAAGUGGGUCCUUGGAAAAUAUUUGUUUUGUUUGUCCAAAAUCCUCUCUAUCCCUUAAUAGGUACAGAAGGGAGAUGUGUCAUUGGGUGAUAAGGCAGCUAUGUUUCUAACCCCCUUAAGCCUACAAAUAAUUUAGAGGCAAUCAUUGUACAUAGGACAGCCAUCAGUAAGUUAGAGCAGGGUUUGCCAAGCUAGGUUUUUGCCCUAGCAGUACACAGUGAUUCAAAUAACCAAAGCAUGAUGAGGAGUUGGAUGUUUUAAAUCAGCUGUGUAGUGCUAGGGGGAAAACUAAAAUGGGCACCCAGGGGGGCCCCAGGAUCGAGUUUGGGAAACCCUCAGGGUUACACCAUUUCCAUAUCUGCAGUUAGAGGAAUUUUGUAAAAAGUUAAUAAAUACAAAAAUCAAUAAAUGCAAAUACAGGCCAUUAAUACAUCUUACAAUGGCAAAAUGUUGUAAACCAUUGGUAAGCGUUGGCUCGAGCAACAGCUGAAUUACUAUGCCCUGCGCUGUGUUUGUUGACCUGGAUUGUUGAGCAAAAUACAGUACGUGCCUUUGCUUAUAACCCUAUCCACGUCUCUAAAAUAUGGUAAAGUACUAAAUGUAAUAAUACCUGAUGUAAAUUAUACCCUCGUUAAACAUAUUCUGUGAUUGUGUUCAACCUGGUUGCAUUAUUUUCACAUUGUAGUGCGUGGUAUGGCAUGGAAACAUAAAAUAGUUAUGUUGUUUUUAACCCCUCCGAACUAAAUUUUUAUAUGUUUACACCAGUAUGACAUUAGAACGCAUCACUGGGCAGCACAAUGAAUGUACAUUUUUAAAUGACAAAACGGAAGGUCUCGGAUGCGUCCCACAUGGCACUAUCUUCCCUAUGUAGUGCACUACUUUUGACUAGGGCUUAUAGGGCUCUGGUCAAAAGUAGUGCACUAUAUAGGGAAUACGAUGCCAUUAGGGAUGCAUCCAAAGCGAUGCCAUUAGGGAUGCAGCUAAAGCGACUCACCUCGGCCUCAGUCAUCUAGCCGAGAGAAUAAAUGGAGAAAUAAACGAGAAGAUACAAAUGUUUAUUAUACAAUUCGUCAUUAUAUGACUAAUUGUCUCUGUCCUUGUAAACUAUGAUCCUCACGCACUACUAUGCCAUCUCAGCAUAUAUUCUUAUCUAUAGCCUGAAUGCUUGUACAAUGGGUUUAGGCAUAAGUUUCUUACUAGAAAUCUUCACUUGCCUUUGCCCCAUUUGUAUGUACUUAGGAUUUUGGUUUUUAUAGAGAAUUAAUUAGGCAUAGUGCUGGAGGUUAAGGCAAGGUUCUGUUUAUGCUGUUGCAAAUGUAUGAUAGUUGUCUUGCUCUUUGAACAUAAUACUUACUACAGUAAGUCUGGCAUCGUGCCCAAGAACCUGGAGACAAACUAGCCAUUCAUUCUUUGUCAUUUGAGCGUCGAGCACCAGUCACAUACCCUCAUCCUAGUAUGUUUCUGUCACCAGCAAAACAAAGUGUAGAUAUUGUAGAGAAAAUUGGUAUGAAGUAUGUUAUUUUUCUCUGCUACACAAUUGUAUUGAACUCUGAUAGCAAAAAUAAUAAUUGUGCUGUCUGUUUAUCCCUAAUUUUUUAAUUUGAGUUAAUUUAACAUAAUUUAAGAAAUCUGUUUGUAUUUUACAGUUUAUUACAUAUAAAUUGUUUUAAACUAAACCAAAGUGUUAUUAAAAGAAAUAUAUAUAUAUUGUAUGUAAAAGUAGACGUGUCUAUGAUUGCAUUAUUAAUGCUUAAGGUGUAAACAGCAAAAUUACUAGUUUUAUUUUUAUAAUUCUCUUUUUUUGUUCUGGUAAGAGCAUAUUUUAUGUUUGGAAUUGAUUUUGCAUGACAUUUCUGACACCUUAAAUCAUAAGAAAUAUAUUUGUAUUCUUUAAUCCGUUCAUAGACUUUUUACAUAAAGGAUGAGUAUGAAUACAUUAAUUUAUCCCUAUCGGUUUACUCUUAUGGUCAUUUAUUGUCUGUAGAGCAUCUUAAUACAUAAAUGUUUUUCUCAAUGUGAUUCUUAUGGGAAAGAAUCAGGAGAAUGUAAAUGCUGAAUUCAUUAUUUUUCCUAGUUCCCUCUGAGUAAAUGAUCAAUGUUGUGACAUGAUCUCCAUUGGAACCAGCAUAGAGAUGCGCCGAAUCACAUUUGCUCCCAGUAAAAUGUGUCAAACCAUGUAUGUUACUUGGAUUUCUAAUAAACUAGAACACCGUAGUAAAUUUU
Molecule: messenger RNA, 4938 nt
Organism: Oncorhynchus nerka (sockeye salmon)
Lineage: Eukaryota; Metazoa; Chordata; Actinopteri; Salmoniformes; Salmonidae
Product: mRNA (2'-O-methyladenosine-N(6)-)-methyltransferase-like
Exons: 15
Coding region: 17-2254 (745 amino acids)
Cellular component (GO): nucleus
Molecular function (GO): mRNA (2'-O-methyladenosine-N6-)-methyltransferase activity; RNA polymerase II C-terminal domain binding
Source: RefSeq, a predicted model, not a curated record